GUAGUUUUUAUGCAAGUCAGAAGACAACCAGACACAUAUAUGCCAAUCACUGAUAUAGUAUAUAAAAGCUCUACUUAAUACAUACAGCCCCUUAUUAAGUUUGUGUAGUCACAGAAAAUACCUACACAACAAUGGCGUUCAAAGUCUUGUUGAGCCUUGCCGUGGUAGUGUGCAUCGCAGUUGCCUCCGAUCUGGACACCGGAAUGUGGGUAGCCCACUGCGCCAGAAAUGCAACUAUUCAUGGAGUACCAGCAGCUGGAGUACCAUCACACAGUCCUGCUUUCGUCACCAGAUUCGUCAGAAAUAUCACAUUUCCCCUCGGACUUGCUGUUAUCCACGCAUCCAUAAUUAACCCCAAUUGGUAUGGUGUCCCUGAUGUGCAGAUCAAAGCCAGUCAAUUGUCAGAUGACUCCGCCAAGGUGGCUAAGUUCGAUUACGACCUCUACUGGCCAAAGUUCGAAGUAGAAGGACAGUACACAGCUGAAGUGAAAGGCCUAAUUCAUAACUACCAUGAAGGAAACUGGUCAGUUUUGUUGUCGGAAGUACACUGGAGUGGAGAGAUGGACUUUAACAAAGAGAAACACCACAUUGACAAACUCAAGAUUCAUUGGAAAGUCGAUGAUGUUAAGGUAAUGACAAUAUUCAUAUCUAAUUUCGUGAAAGUACUAUAGUAUUCAUUUCAAGACUACUGCAUAAAUGUAAACUAUAAAAAUGCGUUUAUGCUCGAAAGUAUCCAUACAUGUUGGUAAACAGGAAUAAAUUAGUGUCACAGACAAUAAGGCUACCAGGUGGCUCUGGCAUGCGCUAAAAGGGUGUCUGUCCUAUGGGGUUAAUACUAAUUUUAGUAUAGAUCGACCGGAAUAGAGUUUUCGCGAAUACCGAUGAAUAAUCGGGCAAUAUAGAUAUACAAUUUACAUUGUAUCUCUUUUUUGUACAAUCUCACAUGAAGGACAUACUUACUACACAUAACUGUAUAACAAGUAAGGUGACUUGAACAAAUAUGGGCACCCCUAAGCAAAUUAUGUGGUCAAACGUUUAAUAUCCAUUAUAAAACAAUCAAAUUUCUGGUAUGUAUACCUGUAUAAAUAACAAAAAUAUUGAUCGAAUAGAAAAAUACAACUUUAUUAUAGAUUGAAAAGAUAAACAAUAAACAACUGUCAAGUGGCGCCUGGGUUCCAAAUGUGAGCACUGGGUGUCCAUAUUUGGACACGCAUUUUUGUGGACUCAAAAUAAAACAAAGAAAUACAAACUUAACAGAGCUUCCAUAAAUUUAACAGCAUUUUCUAAGAAAAAUUACUUGAAAAAUUUAGAAUCCAAAAACAGGGAAAACGCAGCAACAACUAGCUGCUCACAAACUAAAUACUAAUCUUUACAUUGCGAGCACCGGAAAUUUUCUAUAAUAGUUUUUGAGGUCAAACCGCAGCUUUCCUCGUGUACCCAUGCCUUGCAAAUGGUGCACUGCCUCAUAUCUCUCUUCUGGACUUCUCCACAUAGAGGACAAUAUCACGAUUCUGCUUUGACAUGGGACAAACCAGUACAGGUAGCUUUAUUUUGCUUUUUUGGUGAAUUCUGUGGCAUUUUUGAUUGCGUGAUUUUUGUAGGAAAUAGUGCUCGGGUUACUUGAACGGACUUGUAAAUUCUUGCCUUUUUAGCAGGCCUUAGAGCCGCAGACUUAGCAGGAAGCUCUGGUGUUGGCAGUAGCUGUGAAAAAGGUUGUGACUGCUCACCGUCUGAGUUGUCGCUUAUUUCGGGAGUGGACUGUACAGAAGAAGAGGAUGAUGAAAAUGCCUCCCAUUCCAUACUUUCAUCUGUAGAAGUAGCUUCUUCUUCGAUAUCUGUUCGUGAAGCUGAAGGUCUUGGAGACGAAGUCGCAGGAGGGUCAACAAUAUUUUCAUCGUACGUAUUGAGGCCUCUCUGAUCAUAUUGAUGGUGCAAAUGCUGUCGGAUCAAAGGGAUAUAUACUAGUUGCUCAAAAGCCUGCCGAUACAUUUGCAGGUGUAGUUGGUUUUGGCCAUACUUUGGAAGAUACAAUGCCAAAGCUUGAUUUUGUUAAUUUCCUGUUUAGAUGAACCUCUCAAAAGCGCUGGAGUUCAUCAUCCCAAAGGUAUUCAAAUGAACGGAAUACCGAUUUAUCCAUGGGUUGUAGCUCUUGCGUAUAAUUGCUAGGUAGACAGAGCAAUGUUAUGCGAGCUUCUUCUGCAACAGUAACGAUGUUGGCAUCUAGGUGUGAUACUUCCUUUUUGGGUCACCAAUACUUUAGCUCCAGGUGGAAGAUUGUUCCGCGUGUUCUGGAGCUACAAAAGUUACUCUUUUAAUUCCCUUGCGGGUCAACACAGCAGGCUCCUUAUGUACAGGUAGCUGACAACCAUUCUCAUCCAUGUUAAAAAUUAAAUGCGGCUUACCCAUCACAUCUAGAUCAGUCAUCACUUUUUUUCAGUGUCAAAAUAAUGUGCAACAAUAAGUUUAUUAAGCUUUGCUGCUCGUGCUGGGUGAACGUUUUGAGAUUUUCUUCGAGCAACAUCACGGUGCCGUCUAAGAAACAACUUCAGCCAUUUUCUGCCAACCAAAUAUGACUCUUGCUUGUUACACCGCCACUGAAUAUUGUUUAUUUCCGCCUCUGCGCAAUAUUUUGGAUGUAAUGGGCAUUCCUAUCUCAGCAAGCCUAAAUAUUCUUGAGCACAACUCGUCUUAUUGGUCCUUAGUCACGAUAGAUUUUCGACCCAAACGUUUCACUUUGUUUCAAGACCUGGCAUGGCGUUGUAAAAUGCUCCGUGGUAUACCAAAAUGGAUUGCUGCCCGCUUUAUCUUCAUUCCCUGCUGAAUUGCCAUAACAGCGUCUCUUAAAGACUCAGAACUCCACUGAGCUCUUUUUUUUUGUUUAUUUCCUGGAAAAACAAGCCCAGCGUAAAAAACAGUUCAAUGAGCAAAAAAUGAUAGUGUUUCACAUAUGGGCACUGCUCAUAUUUAGCGCUUUCACGAAUGCCCAUAUUUGGCAAAAUGGAACUUUGUGACUAUUUCAAGCAAUACUUACUUCUGUAGUUUUAUAUGUAAAAAUCAAUCAAUUAAGAGUUACCAGCUUCACAUUGAUAUAUGGUGAUCAAUAUUUUAUUUACAUUUACAAUAAAAAAUCGGCGAAAGUAUUACUGACAGAGAUUACAAGGUCCACGUACACGGCAGCCAUUUUCACUAUUUAGAAAUUGAAGAGCGCCACCUCGUAGAUGAUAUAUGAAACAACUUAUGCAGUGAGUUUGUCUAUGAUUAGUGGCUACAUUUAACUGUAAAUUACAGAGAGACCUGUAUUAGAAUUAUUUUAUUCCAGAUAGUGCCCAAGUUUGGGUCAGUGCCCAUAUUUGGUUCAGGUACCUUAUAUUUGUUCGAAUUUUUGGUAAUCAACACUGUAGUCGGACUUGAACAGUAACAGUUUAAAGAACAAUGAGUAGAAACCACAUUCUCACUAUAUCUGAUUUCGUUUGGUCAUCCAAAAACAGAUGAAAGAAAAUACAGACUCUAGUGUAAAUAGUGGCAAACUACAGCUUAGAGAUACACACGCUCUACAUGUGCACUUGCGGAAGCUCGACUUGUAGAAGGAUGGAAAUUCAAACAUUUCUACAAGUAAAUUUUUCCAUUCACGCAUUUAUUUAAGCAGGUCAGAAAGUUUAGGUGAUCGGUUGAGUACUUCGACAAAGUUACUGAUCAAAAUUCUGACCAAAUUAAUAAAUAGUGCAGUUUCUGCCCUAUGCGAAAAACAGAUUUCUUUAGAACGAAAUAGCGAACAUCAAAUAUGAAAAUAUGAAGUAUCACAUCUUCUAAAUAUUAAAAUGCAACCAUUGAACGAUUCGGAUAAAACUGAAAGUGUCAGUUAAGUUGUAUUACAAACUUACCAGAAACAGGUUACUGUAAUACAAAAAAAAUAUUUUUUUAUGUAUUCUGUUCUGUUUUUUGUAAUGCUGUAAUAUCACGCUUUUAUAUAGGUAAGUUUUUGUUAUUUGGAAGGUCAGUCUAAAGCCUACCUUCUUCUUAAAUUUGUCGUGGUACUUACUGGACAUAAGCAAUAUAAGCAAAAUACUCGGAUAGCGCCGAUAUACAUCUCGGUAUCGGUAUCCUAAUGCCUUCCAGGCAUCAUAUCAAAUCUGCUGCAUAUGAUGAUAUUUCAUAUAUUAUAGGAUGGAGAGAAGUAGUGGGGAAAGCAUCGCAAUUAUCACUUACUGGUUGGCCAGCUUGUCAUAUUCACAAAUUCAAAUGAGGGCAAAAUAUCAUCACCUGUUUCAAGCGUUAAUCUACGAUUCUAUAUCUGUUUAGACUAGAGUAUCACAAAAGCGGGAAUGCAAGGAUGUGUAGUAGCUGCUACGCUCUCAGUUUCCUAGGCUCAUUACUAUCAGGCAUCGUUUCAAAUCCCCUGCACACUAUGAUGUUUCUCUCUCAUCAGAGUUCGUUAAUACGAUAUAGGUGUAAAAUGGAGAGAGGUACUAGAAAAAUCAUCGCUUGUGAAUGCUAGGCGACAAUUACCACUCACUAGUCUGCCAACUCAUAAUCGCAAUUUUAAAUAAGCGCAUAACAACAUCACCUCUGACUGGUUCAGGGAAUAUUGGAAGCACUAUUAAAGCUAUUUCGAAACUUAAUCUAUCAAUCUAUAUCUGUUUAGACUAGUAUCACCGGUGGGGGAAUUCAAGGAGAUCUACUAGCUGCUACGCUCAAAUUCAGCUUGCAAACCGCAUUCAAAAUGAGAUCGGCCGACUUAGGAACUGAAGUAGUGUUGGGCUACAGACUGAAUGAGGUAUGGCUGAAGAAUGCCACUAAGGUUGAAGCUCUUCUGGACUGGUGCCGUCAUCAGGAAAAGUAAUCUUCU
This is a messenger RNA of Acanthoscelides obtectus, 4846 nucleotides long. NCBI's taxonomy places the organism in Eukaryota, Metazoa, Arthropoda, Insecta, Coleoptera, Chrysomelidae. The record is from the annotation of a GenBank genome assembly.